UCCUCGGACAUUAUGGACGGCCGUGAUCGCCCCCAGCCUCAUCGUUGUUGCUCGCAUCAGCAAAAAUUUUGAUAACCCAAUCCCUUCCUCUUCCCCCGUGAGGUGCGGGCGCGAGCGAUGCGGAGCAGCAGCCAUGGAGGUCGUCAGCCUCAAACCCUUCUUUAGGGUUCCUCCCUCCCCUCAUCUCCAUCAAAACCCUACCCGUUCCCGUUCCACGCUCCUCUCCUAUCAUUCCCGAUCCAAACCCUCGCCCGUCUCCAUCUCCUUCGAUUCCCCGGCCAGGAGGUCACCCCCCACCCUCGCCGCCCCAUCUGUCUCCAGCUCCCCUCGCUUCAACCCGUUCUGCCUCCUCCUCCCCAUCCUCCACUCCUUCGGUGGGUUCGUCCUCUCCCGGCUGCCAAAGGUGCGACCUUGGCUGCACGGCGGCCUCGAUGGUCGCGACGGGGAGGACGGCUACCUUUGCUGCGGCAGCAUCGGGACGCUGCUGAUGAGCACUACCGCAGCGGUGUCCAAGGCCCGGGUCAGCCCCUUCCUGUGGACGCUAGCCGGGAACCCGACCUUCGUGUCGGGGCUCGUGGCCUGGUCCCUGGCGCAGACCAUAAAGAUGUUCCUCAACUUCUUUGUGGAGCGGAGGUGGGACCUCGGGAUGCUGUUCAGCUGCGGGGGAAUGCCGUCGUCCCACUCGGCGCUUUGCACCGCGCUCACGGCUUCGGUGGCGCUAUGCCAUGGAGUGAGCGACUCGCUAUUCCCCGUGUGCCUUGGCUUCAGCCUCAUCGUCAUGUAUGAUGCGAUUGGCGUCAGACGGCAUGCCGGCAUGCAGGCUGAGGUACUUAAUAAGAUCAUCGAGGACUUGUUUCAAGGGCAUCCCAUCAGUGAAAGAAAGCUAAAGGAGCUCCUGGGUCACACGCCAUCGCAAGUAUUUGCCGGGGCUGUUCUCGGCAUCUUGGUUGCUUGCAUCUGCUGUCAAGGUUCUGUUGCCCCAAUUUAGAUGCUCCAUCAGGUGACAUUGUCAAGUAACAAGAAUUCAAGUGUAUCAACAAACUAUAUUAUUUAUGUGGCACUCGAGGCAUGGGUUGUUCACUUCAGGUAAUUUGGGUGACAUUGUCAAGUAACAAGAAUUCAAGUGUAUCAACAAACUAUAUUAUUUAUGUGGCACUCGAGGCAUGGGUUGUUCACUUCAGGUAAUUUGGGUGAGUGGCAAAGAUAUGCAAAGGGUUAGUGGACUCUGCUUUUAUCGCCGCAUUUAUCUGCAUAGAUGUUCUUCUCAAUUAUAUUUUUCUAUCAUUGCUUUAAAUACAUUGAAUUUGUAGUUUAUGUGGCAUACACACUUGUGUUCCAGAGAUGAUGUCGGCUGUUUACAUGCAUGGCUAUGUUAUCUCUGUUCUUCUUGCUUUUAAA
Molecule: messenger RNA, 1398 nt
Organism: Musa acuminata AAA Group (dessert banana)
Lineage: Eukaryota; Viridiplantae; Streptophyta; Magnoliopsida; Zingiberales; Musaceae
Exons: 4
Coding region: 134-988 (284 amino acids)
Source: RefSeq, a predicted model, not a curated record